UUAACUAAACACUGAAAAGAGGAACUGACAUGACUGCCCGUAGCUGAGUUUUACUGGAGAAUCUAGAACCAGCGACAUGAAGGGAUGUUUUCUAACCGUCUUCUGUCUGAUGGGUUUUGCCAUAGGUUGUAAAGCGAAGCCCUGCGGCAAAGAAUGGGUUUCAUUGAACUGUAACACACAUAGAAGUAAAAAAAUAACUACAUGUGGUGAUGAGAAAGAACUGAAAAACAAGCUCCAGGUGAUCAUCAAACAUGAACGAGGGCCUAAUGCAGCAUCUGCUUCGGAUCAACUACAGUUUAGAGUUGAUGAGAACUGCCCGAAGCAAUUUAAUCAAACUGCUUUCAGAGAAACUAGAAUCACCAUCGACUGCAGUUACCCAGACGAAGACAAGUCCAGCGUUAAGAUUUUCUGCAAAGAAAAUAAUUCAAUCUGUAAGAAUAUUCAAUCAAUAACAUCUUCUAACAAGUCAGACGAGACAUUUAUUGUCUCAGAAACCAACAACGGCUUCAGUGUGUCCAUCAGAAAUGUUUCCUGGCGGCAUGAUGGUGUCUACUGGUGUGGAGGGACAGUAAAGACACAUUACGGUGCACUCCUGAAGAAAAUAAAGCUAGAGGUUAAAAAUUUAACUAACUUCAAACGAUCACCAACUAUUGGGCAGAACUUCACAUUCUGGUGUAGGCCUAAAUACAACGAGGAUUUCUCCAAAUCUACAAAAUUCAUCUGUAAAGGAGAAGAUCCCUCCAUAUGUGAACGUCUUGUGAGCACCACAAACCCUGACAAGAACCAAAGGUUUCACAUGAAGGAAGACAACAAAAGAAAUAUCACCGUAACAGUGAGAGAAGUGACUGCAGGCGACACUGGGAUGUACUGGUGUGGAGCAGAAAGAGCUGACAAGCAUCCAACGUUCUUCAACAGGUUCUUUAUGAACGCAAUUUCACCACCUCCCACACCCUCUGGUCCCCCACCCAAGACAUCCACCGCAACUCCAGAGACUCACAGUGACCUGGGGGCUGUGAAGCUUAUAAUUGUUGGUGCACUUGUGCUGAUUCUGCUGCUGCUGACGGCAUUUGUCGUGAUCUACAAACGAUCCACACUUCUAAAGGCAGGAGCCAGAGAGUCAGAGCAGCAUCCCAAAGAGGAUUAUCUCUAUGAAGAGAUACGGGGGGGGGCCCGGACACCAGAAUCGGUGACGACUAUUUACGCCACUGCCGGCCGUCCCAGAGACAACCCGGCCGCGCUGCAUUACGCUACCAUCAACUUUACCGGCGGCCCAGAUGAUAGUGCUGCCGGAGCGUCGGUGGUGCUCAAACCCAGCUCCUCUGCAUGUGUUUACUCUGCUCUGAGCUGCAGCUCCGCGGCUGUCAAUCAGCCAUCUGCAGCAGCAGGAGAAUGUCUGUACGCAUCAGUCAGGAAGCCCCAGCGGAUGUGAGGAGAGGUCAGCUCUGUCAGGAAUCCACGCUUCAGUCAGAAAACGACACAAAUGUUGGGGUGUCUCUUAUACAGGGGAAGGUGUCAGUCAUCGAUUUUAUUUUGUUUUGUUGCCUGUUUGAUUAAAAAAAGCAUGACUGCUGUUACCCAACAGAUGUUUCCACAGAUGAAAGCACCUUCAUAGUUUAACCCCGCAGGACGGCUGUUUUAUUCCCACUGUUGAAAGUUCACAAAUGUUUCACGGUGCUGGGAUCUCAUCAGGGACUUGUACAGUUUUUAUACGGUUGAUGUAAAUAAUUCCUGCAUUCUUUAAAAAAUGAGAUGAAUCUCUACACCAAGGCGUAUGAUGGAAGGAUUUGGCACCGACGCUCGCUGCUCCACCUUUGGAGACCAAAAACGGAUGUCUCUCCCUAACGAUGUUUUGGAUUUGUGUCCAUACUUGAACAGAAGCGGAUCAACGAUGAUGACUUUUUUUUUGCUCUACUGAGUCAAAAAGACUUUAUAUUUGGCAAUGUUUUAUUGUCACUCUGAACCUUUGGUAACUGGUGGAACUCAUCAUGAGGAUGGAUGAAAAUAAAUAACUUUGUAAAAUUGUCUUGCCUCAUUUAAUGUUGCUACUUAGUGCUUUUUUCUGUUUAAAAUCUAA
Messenger RNA from Cololabis saira (Pacific saury), 2074 nucleotides. Its product is annotated as CMRF35-like molecule 1. Gene Ontology annotation, cellular component: plasma membrane. NCBI's taxonomy places the organism in Eukaryota, Metazoa, Chordata, Actinopteri, Beloniformes, Belonidae. The coding region runs from base 77 to 1429 and encodes 450 amino acids. Gene Ontology annotation, molecular function: transmembrane signaling receptor activity. The record is from RefSeq and is a predicted model, not a curated record. The transcript is spliced from 8 exons.